AUGCGCACCCCUGACCCUGGCUUCCUGGACGCAGGACGAGGGCGCAUCGCCCCCUGGUGGCGGUCGAGCAAACAGCAGCGGGCAAGGCGGAGCAGCGCGCCCCGCGCCCUCUCCCUGCAGGUGCUGCGGGACCUCUGCAUCCUCGCUUUGCUCCCCAGAGACAGCUGCUCAGGUGCUCACCGCCCGGAGACGCCCCCGCCGCCCGGGCCUGGGCAGCCGGCGUCGCGGGCGGCGGGGCCCUGCGCCGAGCGGGGCCGCCGGGGCCUCUCGCGGCUGCAGGCCGCCUCCCCGCCUCCCUGGGCGCCGGGCCGGCCCUGGGUGGAGCGGGAGAAGCGCGCUUCACGCCCCGGCCUCCUGCGCGGAGCUUUGGCUGCAACUUCAUCCAUCCAUGGCCAGUUCCAUGCAGAGAUCGUGGCCAGAUACUGGGCCAACCUGAAGCUGUGGUUCAAGCAGAAGAUCAGCAAAGAGGAGUUUGACCUGGAAGCUCACAGACUUCUCACACAGGAUAAUGUGCACUCUCACAACGAGUUCCUCCUGGCCAUUCUCACGCGGUGCCAGAUUUUGGUGUCUACCCCAGAGGGUGCCGGCUCCUUGCCCUGGACAGGCGGCUCCGCAGCCAAGCCCGGGAAGCCGAAGGGAAGGAAGAAGAUGUCUUCUGUGCGCCAGAAAUUUGAUCACAGAUUCCAGCCUCAGAACCCCCUCUCGGGAGCCCAGCAGUUUGUGGCAAAGGAUCCCCAAGAUGACGAUGACUUGAAACUGUGCUCCCACACAAUGAUGCUGCCCACGCGGGGCCAGCUGGAGGGGCGGAUGAUCGUGACGGCGUACGAGCACGGCUUGGACAACGUCACCGAGGAGGCCGUGUCGGCUGUGGUCUACGCCGUGGAGAAUCAUCUUAAGGACAUACUGGCAUCGGUUGUAUCAAGAAGGAAAGCAUAUCGGUUGCGAGACGGUCACUUUAAAUACGCGUUUGGUAGUAACGUGACCCCACAGCCGUACCUGAAGAACAGCAUCAUGGUGUACAACAGCUUAAUAGAAAGCCCUCCAGCCCUUCCUGCCCCCUGUGUCGGCCAGAACGCAGCUGCCCACCUGCACCCCGACGAUGCGGAGCAGCAGGCCGCACUCCUGCUGGCGUGCUCCGGGGAUACCCUCCCCGCACCCCUGCCUCCUGUGAACAUGCAUGACCUUUUUGAAGCUCUACAGGUAACUCCUGGCUCCUGAAGGUUUUCCUGGGUUUAUGGGUGGCAUUCAGGAGCUUUCGUACUUCCCGGCCUUUCGUUUUUCAGUUUGGGCUGUUUUCUGUUAAAGCCAUUCAUCCCCCCUCAUUUUUAAAUCCUGGGCCCAAGUCCUUCCUAAUUUCUCUCCCAUCCCCCACACCUCCCCAAUGAGAGAAAGAAGAGGGAAAAAAAACCUUGUUCCCUUAUUUCUACUUCAGAACCUUGUUAUUUCCUGUUUUCUUGUUAGUUGGCUUGGAAUUCGUUAGGCUCUGGCUUGAAGUUUGUAAGUUGUGUGUCUUUUGUGUGAGUAUUUUGUGGAUCUAAACCUUUUACAUGUUAG
This is a messenger RNA of Myotis lucifugus (little brown bat), 1554 nucleotides long. RefSeq names its product transcriptional adaptor 1 (gene TADA1). Gene Ontology annotation, biological process: regulation of transcription by RNA polymerase II. The record is from RefSeq and is a predicted model, not a curated record. The coding region runs from base 1 to 1218 and encodes 405 amino acids. Gene Ontology annotation, molecular function: transcription coactivator activity. Gene Ontology annotation, cellular component: SAGA complex. Lineage: Eukaryota; Metazoa; Chordata; Mammalia; Chiroptera; Vespertilionidae. The transcript has 9 exons.